Molecule: messenger RNA, 1272 nt
Organism: Rotaria socialis
Lineage: Eukaryota; Metazoa; Rotifera; Eurotatoria; Philodinida; Philodinidae
Source: the annotation of a GenBank genome assembly
AUGUAUAAAAUCGAUGAUCUCGAUUUCAAUGAUUAUCAUGAACCAAAUUUUGAUCAACAAUUAAUUAAUGAUAAUGACUUCCUGUGGAGAUUAUUAAGUCAACAUCAUUGGUCCGUAUGUCAUUAUUUACAUUUAAAUGAUAUAGAUCGAGCUUUUCGGCAUCAAUCAAGAAAAUUCUCGUGUCUCAUGUCGAUUCUCAAUGGAUAUUCAAGUCGACUAGCUGCUGCCACAGCUGGUGAUGAUUAUCAGGAUACAGAUCAAACACAACAAACAUCAAACAAUGAUGAACCAUCGUGGAUCUUACCUGUGUUCAAUCGUCUCGCGCAUGAAUUACGUCUUCUUGCUCUACCGGGAAACGAUGAAAUGAACAAUGACGAUUAUGAAACAUCGGAUAAUACGAAUUCGAAUAGUACAAUACAAACGUGCAAUAGUCAAUUGUUACAAGCUCUUGGUACUAUACAAAGAUUUCCUUCAACAACUAAAUUGAAAAAAGUUGGCAAUUUUUGUAUUGUUAAUCAAAUGUUAAAAACAUAUUAUGCUUUACAUAAAUUUAAUUUAUGUACUUAUUUCAUUCGAAAGAGUGAGGUUCCGUUAAAGCAAUAUAUGCAAGAAGAAAACGCUCAACAGGAACAUCGAUUUUCAUCUUACGUUCUUACUUACCGUUAUUUUCUUGGGAAAUAUCUUCUACUAGAACAUGAUUAUAGCUCAGCUAGUACACAUUUCGAUUAUGUAUUUACGAAUUGUCUUGAUUCAAAUAGAAGUGGAAGUCUUAAAAAUAAACAACAAUCAUUAUUAUAUUUAGUUAUCGUUAAAAUGCUGCAUGGUUCAACACCUAAAAUGGAUAUAUUGGAAAAAUAUCAAUUAUAUGAACUCAUCGAUUUAAUUGAACCGAUACGUACGGGUUCAUUGAAAUUAUUUAUGGAUAAAAUCAAACAACACGAACAAUUUCUAUUCGAUACUGGCCUAUUUUUUGUAAUUGAAAAUUUAAAAUUAAUAACAAUAAGAAAUUUAUUUCGUAUGUAUGUUUAUCAAAUUGAUCAACAACAAACAGACAAAAUUCCAUUAGAAUCAAUAUUAUUAUUGUUAUUAAAUUUUGGUUUUGAACAAGAAAAUUAUUUUAAAAUCAAUGAACUUAUUGAUGUACUAAAUAGUAUGAUUCAAAAAGGAAUGAUUAAAGGUUACAUAUCAUACAAAUUUCGAACAUUAGUUGUUAGCAGAAAAGAUCCAUUUCCAAAAACUUUUCGUUUUACUUCAUUAUUAAAUAGUUCAUAA